UGCUGGAUUUCGACACAUGAUCGGUUUCAUGGGUAACAAGAUAGGAGAGGACACCAAACUGGAGAUAACGAUCACCAACCCAAAUGAUAACAUCACAAAUGUGUCUGUUGCUCUUCAUCCAGAUCAAUCGUUUAGCCCCAUGGAAAAUGGGUUUCUGCUCUAUCCAGGUGGCUAUCGAAAUAUUACUAUGCCGUCGAAUUUUGCAGUCAAUGAGUCUGGGAAAGGUGAGACGGGUGUUCGGAUCGAAUCUGAUAACCCCACGAUUGUCUAUGGGAGCAGCAUAGAGACGGGUCAUACCUCAAUGGAUUCCUUCCUAAGUAUCCCACAGAUAGCACUUGGAAAUCUAUACUAUGCUAUUACUGGGAUUAAUAGAGCUCAACUAUUGGUUGUCGGCCUGCAUCCUAGGACAUCAGUGAACAUAACUCUUCGAACUGACCGUGACGCAUCCUACCAAGGCAGUUUUUAUUCCUCCGGACAAACAAUUCAAGAGACACUGAAUGAAUACCAAACACUCCAGGUAGAAAGUAAAAGACCAAAUGCCGACUUUACUGGGACUUCAAUACGGUCAUCCAAACCUGUCAGUGUAUACAGCGGAAGCAGGUUUUCUUCGUCAAGUUUUCUGGUUGAACAAAUGCCGACAGUGGCAUUUUGGGACACGCAUCACGUGACUGUUCCUCCUGACGACAAUUCAAUAUACAACACGACAAUUGUUUCAGCAUGUAAGGAUACCCUUGUCAGGUCCUUAUGUACCGAUGGCUCAAAAAUGUUUUUUACAUUAACGGGGCAUGGAAACUUUCAACGAAUGCCCCCUUCAAAUGCAUCGUGCUCGAUUUUGACUUCUGAACCGGUAGAAGUAGCGAUUGAAAUAUACGGUCCAACUAAUGACGCAUCCAUGACAAUCAUACAGCCGAUGAGAAAAGUUUUCAAGGAUCUGAAGUUUCUUGUCCCUGAUAUUAUCAGAAACAUGCACUUCACGUUGGUGUUCGUUACCUACUGCGAUACCUACCUCAGUCUUGACGGAGUGACUAUCAGCAGUCUUAAGUUGACGGCGUUGGACGAAGAUUCAGUCAUUUGUAUGGGACGUAUUUCCAUCGGUAGUGGUGGCCAUGUCAUCAGUAGCUCAGGUGUCAACUUCUUCAUCUCGGGAUAUUUACAUGGAACAAAAGGCUACAACACUAUCGCUUUCCCGUUAGUGCCACAUCUUGAUUCAGAAGGUGAACAGCCGAUACAUACAUGCGAUUAUACAAGUAUUGACUCGUCAUCUCCUGGUACAAGUAUUACGACCACAGGGAGGGAUUAUGAGAUGGAGCGAAAUGAAAUAAAAACAACUAUGGAAACUACAGUAGAAGCUACAGUAGAAGCUACAACGGAAACUACAAUAAAAACUACCAUGGAAAUUACAGUAGAAGCUACCAUGGAAAUUACAGGAGAAGCUACCAUGGAAACUACAGUAGAAGCUACCAUGGGACCUACAGUAGAAGCUACCAUGGGACCUACAUUAGAAUCUACCACGGAAGCCGCUAUGGACACUGAUAAUGGAAUGUCGUCACCGAGUACUCGUGAAACUUCCGGACCACUAACGUCUGUUUCCGGAGAAACCGAUACAUCACCUUCACGCAGUCUGGAAGGCUUAUGCAGAUGUAGUUGUUCGUAUAAAACUAAUGAUAGGAACACUACAUUAAAAACCAUGAAAAAUAAACUGUCUAUCCCCAGGAACAAGACAAGAAGAUACAUCAGGUCUUUGACCUCAGCUCCAGAUGACAGGCCGUCCUCCAAGACCAUUGGCAUUACGGCAUCAGUGGUUAUCGGACUGGUAUUAUUUACCAUUUUAUUUCUGGACUGUACACACCUAAUGGGCAUGUUUAGACGUAUCAAACGUAUGUCACGUCACUGCUAUAAUGGAUAAGCAACAAGGAUCGGUUCAGAUUUGAAGAAAUGACGAAAUACCCUAUUUUUAUCCCCCGCCAUGAAA
This is a messenger RNA of Pecten maximus, 1972 nucleotides long. RefSeq lists its product as uncharacterized. Bases 17 to 1906 code for a protein of 629 amino acids. The transcript has 3 exons. The record is from RefSeq and is a predicted model, not a curated record. Lineage: Eukaryota; Metazoa; Mollusca; Bivalvia; Pectinida; Pectinidae.